AUGUCGGCACCGGAAUAUAGUAUGGCGCGCGAUUAUAUCGAUAAUAACCGGAUUAAUCUUCAUCAUUACUUCUGGCUUGAACUUUACGGGUACCUUCUACACCCGUCGAUCCCGUUACAGGACCCCAAUCUCAAGAUCACGGAUGUUGGAAUCGCCACGUGUGUCAUCCUUACGGACUUAGCCGCUACCUUCCGCCAUCAGUGCAACUGGACCGUUUCGACAUCCCAUUCAAAGCCGUCCCUCCGCAAGAAUGGCUCCCUCCGAACAUGA
This is a messenger RNA of Aspergillus caelatus, 270 nucleotides long. RefSeq lists its product as uncharacterized. NCBI's taxonomy places the organism in Eukaryota, Fungi, Ascomycota, Eurotiomycetes, Eurotiales, Aspergillaceae. Bases 1 to 270 code for a protein of 89 amino acids. The record is from RefSeq and is a predicted model, not a curated record. The transcript has 3 exons.